Messenger RNA from Melanotaenia boesemani (Boeseman's rainbowfish), 5907 nucleotides. RefSeq names its product inositol polyphosphate-4-phosphatase type I Aa (gene inpp4aa). The coding region runs from base 248 to 3133 and encodes 961 amino acids. The transcript is spliced from 24 exons. NCBI's taxonomy places the organism in Eukaryota, Metazoa, Chordata, Actinopteri, Atheriniformes, Melanotaeniidae. The record is from RefSeq and is a predicted model, not a curated record. Gene Ontology annotation, molecular function: phosphatidylinositol-3,4-bisphosphate 4-phosphatase activity. Gene Ontology annotation, cellular component: cytoplasm.
UCUGGAUGUGUCAGAGGGAGUCAGGGCGAGUCUUGACUGCAGGCAUCGUCGACCAGGAUGCGCAUCAGUAUGACAAGAAACCUGCUCGUUUCUCUGAACGGUUUAUCGCUGACAGACGUCUGACAGCUCAGAUCAGUACACAAAGAAAACUGACAUAGUCAUAUCCCAAAAGACGACGUCACAGACUGGUUUAUCUUCAGGCCUUUUUUUUUUUUGACUCUAUCCUCAGUCCUGACGUGAACCCACCAUGUCCGGAAAGGAGCGCAGCCCCCGCCAUCGGCCAUGGUCGGUCUACCGGGCUAACACCUUUGAUCUUUCAGCUGAGAUGAUGGGGCUUGCUCUUUCAGGCAACAGUCAGGAUCCAGAUGAGCCGGUCCUGGAGUUUAGUUUGGCCUGCAGUGAGCUGGUUACUCCCUCUCUGGACCGUAAGCCAACCAGCUUUGUGGCCAUCAGCUGCACCACUCCACCCCAGGCCUUCUGGACCAAACAUGCUCAGACUGAAAUCAUAGAGGGCACCAGUAAUCCUAUCUUCCUGAGCAGCAUAGCGUUCUUUCAGGACUCGCUCAUCACUCAGCAGACUCAGGUCAAGCUUUCUGUCUAUGAUGUGAAGGAUCGCGUACAGGGCACGAUGUACAUGCUCGGUUCGUCCAUGUUUUCUGUGAAGGAGUUGCUGCAGGACAAACACCACAGGCUGCACCUGACUCUCAGAUCAUCAGAGAAUGAGCGAGUGGGAAACAUCACUGUCAUCGCCUGGCAAAUAGAGGAGAAGCGCGAGCAGAGGACACCGGUCGCAAGAUUACAGAGGGGUGACACUGUUAAUGGAAGGAUGGUCCUUCCUGUGGAUGAAAGCCUAACUGGAUCCGUGAACAUCAAAUCCAAAUCUUCAUCAUUAUGUAAAGAUCCCAUGCUGAAGGCAGUGUUUGGAGGCGUCAUGUCACGGACGUACCGUUUUCCCACUACGGACGGUAACCACCUGCGGAUCCUGGAGCAGAUGGCAGAAAGUGCUCUCUCCCUGCAUAUUCCUCGACAGUUUGUCAAACUUCUGCUGGAGGAGGAUGCUGUCAGGGUGUGUGAGCUGGAGGAACUGGGUGAGCUGUCUCCAUGCUGGGAGAACCUCAGGAGGCAGAUCAUCACUCAGUACCAGACCAUCAUUCUUACAUACCAGGAGACAAUAAGUGACCUGCAUGAAUACAAAGGUCCUUCAUUUAAGUCCAGCACCUUGAAAGCUGAAAAGAAGUUGGAGUUUAUUCCCACUAACCUGCAUGUCCAGAGGAUGAGAGUACAGGGAGAGACUGGCUAUGACAGGACAUACGAUGUUGUAACCAUCGGUGCUCCUGCAGCACAUCAUCAAGGUUUUAAAGGCUGCGGCCUCCGAAAAUUGUUAAUCAAGCUGGAAGAAGCCAGAAAACAGACUUAUGUAGAGGAAAGCUCUGCUAGCUCUGGUUCUAAAGGAAUGGCCUACCAGCCUCAGGAUGUUGUGAAAGCAACAGAGCUGAUUGGUCAAAUUAACACUCUGAAGACACAAGUGUGUUACUAUACUGAACGUCUAUCCCGAGCUGCCAAGGAACGCUCCGCUAAUGCUCUGGAAAGAACUCUGGCCAUCUUAACAGAGAAGACCCGUCAGUUGGUGACCGUGUGUGACUCCAAACUUUUGUCCUCGGCCAUCUUCGCCCUGGCUGCUGCCCGUCCAGAGUUAUCUCAACAAAGCACCCCUUCACCAUCCUCCUCCUCCCUCUCACCUUCCUCCCGCUCUCCAUCUCGCUCCCCCUCUCGUCACCCCGCCUCCCCUUCUCGUGCUGCAACGUCGCCGUCCCGGCAUGUAGAGGGCAGUGAAGGGAGUAAAAACAAGCGUGCCUCCAUGCAGGCAGAUUUGCAUGAGGAGGAGUGGGAGAAGGUUUGGUUAAAUGUGGAUAAAAGCCUGGAGUGUGUGAUCCAGAAGGUGGACCGGCUGCUGCAGCGUGACAAACUCCAGAGUGACAGCAGCUCUGAGGAUGUCUUUCUGCUCGCCAAUGAGGAGCCAAGUAACACUAAGAAAGAUUGCAGCCCAGAGGUUGAAAAGACAUCACCAGGGGAAUGGAGCACUGCACUGUAUCCUCUCCUCACCACGCUGGCAGACUGUGUGUCAUUAAUGAGCGAAAAAGCCAAAAAAGCCAUGGUGUUUCUACUGAUGCAGGACAGCGCGCCCACCAUUGCCAUGAGCCUCACACUACAUUAUCGCCGCGAUGUCGUCUUCUGCCAGACACUGACGGCUCUGAUCUGUGGCUUCGUUCUCAAACUGAGGAACUGUGUCUGUGACUCAGGCUUCCUCAAGCAGCUUCACACCAUCGGCUUGUUGGUUCAGUAUGAAAGUCUGCUCAGCACCUACGGAGAGGAGUUGGCCAUGUUGGAGGAUAUGAGUGUCGGAGUGAUGGACUUGAGAAAUGUCACCUUUAAGGUUACCCAGGCAACAUCAGGUUUUGGCCCAGAUAUGCUGCCAGUGAUCACAGGGAACAGGAAUGGCUUUAACGUCAGGGUCCCGAUGCCUGGAGCAAUGUUUGACACACUGCCUCGAGAGAUCCAGAAUGGGAUGCUACUUCGAGUGCAGCCAGUCCUGUUCAACGUGGGGAUCAAUGAACAGCAGACACUGGCUGAAAAGUUUGGAGACACAUCACUUCAAGAUGUAAUCAACAUGGAGAACAUGACACGCCUCAGCUCAUACUACGACCAGUUUAAAGAAGUUCUUCCAGAAGACUGCCUUCCUCGCUCCCGCAGUACCACCACUCUGCCUGAGCUACUCAAACUGAUGAGCCAGAACGUGAAUGCCAAGAAAAGCAAAAACGUGGAGAUCUUGUGGCAAGCAGCUGAGGCAUGUCGACGCUUGAAUGGAGUACGUUUCACCAGCUGUAAGAGCGCCAAAGACCGCACGGCCAUGUCUCUAACCCUGGAACAGUGUCAGAUUCUGCAGCAGGAGCACGGCCUGGCCCCACAGGUCUUCUACCAGGCCUUGGACUGCAUGCGCAGUGAGGGCUGUAGGAGAGAGAACACCAUGAAGAAUGUGGGAUGUCGUAAAUACGCCUUUAACUCUCUCCAGCUCAAAGCCUUCCCCAAACAGUAUCGCCCUCCAGAAGGGACAUAUGGGAAAGUUGAGACCUAAGUGGACUCUUCUGUCUCAUGGAAACCAAAAGACUCAGUGAGGAUAUGAUGCAAAGAAAAAUACCAUCACAAACUGGAACAACAGCUCUUUGUUUUGUGCUUAAGAUGAUAAAUGUCCAAGUGCCAGUGCUACUGUAGAUUGUUUUCUAGCAGUUUCCCCUUCCCUCUCUGUAGUGCUAGAUUUGCACACCUUUCACAGCCACUUAACAGAGAAAAUCCGUAAAGAUAUGACAUUCUGUGUCACAUUUUAGGUGGUGUGCAAGCAGUCCUGUGGUUGUACCAUUUGUAGCAUCAAGAGGUGUACAGCCCAUGUGGAUUAAAGUCAUUUUAACUUGUGUCCUAGAAAGAACUUGCAGAUGUCUCAGCUUUAAGACAUAAUGUGGCACAUAUUUUACCCCGUAUGUGUACUUGUCACUUUUGAUUUAAUUUGAUCCUGUGACCUUCUCAGUUAAAGAGGAAGAGUUGGUAUUUUUCUUUAUUUUAACUAAUCUGAUGCAGUAAUGAAAGCCUUAUAAAGCUAAAUAAUCUGUGCUGCAGAGCAACUCUGCUGCAUCAGUUGUGUUUUUCCAGUCAGAGCUUCUAUUAUUGUAAAUAGUUAAUUGAGUAAAAGAUGACAAGAUAUCUCAAAUGCAUUAAGUUAAAGAUGAUAAAAUCCUUUGUUUUUUUACUCAGUUUUUAAUUUCCAUCUUUAACAGUUUCAAACAAAUAAAGCAGAAGGGUCAAAAACAAAUUUGAGCAUCCUUCAAGUCAGUGCUUAAUGACCUCCUUUGGAAAGUCAUUCGGCUUGUAGACUUUUUGCAGCCUGCAAAUUUUUAUCUUUUAUUUUUCACAAAUAUCCCCUAAACCUGUGCUACUACUGACUAUUUGGCCAUCUUCAAUGUUCUGCUGUUCUUGAGGUCUGUUCAAUCUUUUUUUUUUUUUUCAUUAUAUUUUGGGACACUGAAGACACCAUCUUUUAUAUUCCACCAGUGAUGCAUUGUACGUAUUCAGUUGUUUUUAGGAUCUUUUUGUGGGGCCAUUUUCUUUUCAUUUUAUUUAAGCCAACAUAGGAUUAAUCCAGAGUUUAUUCUUAACAGAUCAUUCAUCAUUGUACAGGACUUGUUACCACAAGGCUUCAAGCUUGUUCAGAUAUUCAUAUACUUCAUAUACACAAGUGACAGCUUCUGGAGCUCUUUUUUUUCUGUUGCCUCUUUAAUGACAGUCAUGUUUUAUUAGGUUUUGCUCUUUCUGGCAAUCUAAAUAGCUGUUUUUUUAUACUUUCAGAGCUGAACUCAUACACUGUUACUGGCAGCGUCCUUUAUUUUGACUAUAUGACUGAUUGAAAACAGUUUGAUGUCUUCUUAUCGCCUUAUCAGUGUGGGCCUCAAUUGCUUUCAUUUUCAGGGCAUAGUGACAGGGAAGGAACAAAGCAUGUAAGUCAGACCAUUUGUAAAAGUUUGUCAUUUGCAUCACCUGACCUUAAUGGUGAGAACUUGAAAUGUUAUCUGAGAGCUGGAAUCUCCUUUGCAACAUGUUUCCUUCUUUCUUCUUUUUGCUGUAAAACACUUAUUCAUCUUUAACUUAAUGUUUUCAGAGUUUUAUCUGCUGCAGUAACUAAAAUAUUACAUUCUUCUGUACUAUGAGUUUAUCCCACAUCACCACACUGGUACUUUGUAAAUCCACUACUUAAAAUAUUUCUUAGGCUAAUAACAUCACUUACUCCUGUUUUGUUUCAGACUCUUCAAAGAAAAAAAAAGUUGUAUUGAAAUAAGCUUAACAUUAUCUGAUUUGUCAAAAUUAAAUUAAAAGAAGACCAUCAUUUGUAGCUGCCUAUGUAUACUAUAGGCAUCAAAGUAAAUGUUACUCAUCAUAGAUUUUCCUCUGAACCUAAACAUCACUGCAGGAUGAUAGCUGUUAGAAUCACAGGAUUCAUUUGCUCCAACAUCAUAUCACUUUGUAGAGCAAGCACAGGUCUUUACAUUAUACAUCUCACUCUAAGAUUUAUAUUGCUGUGUCUAAUGUCAUUUCUAAGGUUCCUUUAAUGCUAGACUGAAGGCAUAAGUGGGGAAGUAGUUCACAGUUUGUAGGCUUCAGAGUGGUGCAUUACAUUGUUUUAUAAUUCUAACAUAUCUCAAGAUAUUCAAGACAUUUCUGCAGGUUUGUAUGCGGCACUAAAUUGUUCAUUACAUUCAAAUUUUGUUUUGAAUGAAUCAAAAGUGUUUGUUCUCGGUCUUAUUAAAAAAUACAGGACUUUGUGAUUGAAAUUAAUUCAAAAUUUCUUUAAUUUGCAUGUAAAUUUAAAAGAAAGCCUUCUGCUCGACAUUAUUGGAGGUUCUGUUUUGUUUUUUGUUUUUUUGUUUUUUGUCUCCUUUAGUUCAGCCUGCCCUUGAGCACACACACCGAAGUUAAAUAAUGCAUAUUGCAUAACUGCACCAACUACCAACAGCACCUGUUCCAUUUAUCAGUUCCAGGCUCCAGGGGACCUUAAUGUACAAUACCUAAAGCAACAAAAGAUUUUAUUUUGAGAACUUUUGCUUGAAGUUAUGUUAAUGUGGCUGGUUCUGCCAGAUAUUGUCACAGUUGUACUGAGAAAAUUAUAACCUUGAUGCAAUCAGUUGUUGAGCAGGGUGCUUUGAAUGGACUGGACUGAACCUGGAUUAUUAGUAAAGGUUUAUUGAUGCCUAAUUUCAGUGUCAAUUAAGUGACAUUCAAAUAGUAUUUAUUUGUUUGAAGGCUAUAUAUAAUUUAAGGAAUAUGUUUGCUGAAUAUUGUGACGUUAAAUCAUUCAGUUAUUCA